Messenger RNA from Etheostoma cragini (Arkansas darter), 1150 nucleotides. Its product is annotated as MAPK regulated corepressor interacting protein 2-like. NCBI's taxonomy places the organism in Eukaryota, Metazoa, Chordata, Actinopteri, Perciformes, Percidae. The coding region runs from base 420 to 848 and encodes 142 amino acids. The record is from RefSeq and is a predicted model, not a curated record. The transcript is spliced from 5 exons.
GUUCAAUGUCUUAUGAAUGACAGCCGCUUGUUCAGGUUAUGUCACAUUGUGGCAGUGCAGUACACUUGAUGAACAAAGUGAGUUAAGGGUAAAGGCAGGACAGAGGGGGAGGGUCGCUGACUGAGAUGUGCCCCGACGGCUGGUUUUACGCAGAGAGGAGCACAGCGCACGGUUGUGUUUUCUGCUUGGUUAGCAAACAGUCCUCGUAGUCUGUAGUCUAGUCAACUUCGUGGAUUUGUGUUGGCGUCAAACAUUCACCCAGUGAGGGAAAUUCAACCUGAUCAGCUGAGAAGUGGACUGAGAUUCUAGAGGAAUGUGUUUUACUUUAAAGUAGGCCAGCUCCACCUGUAUCUGCUACGUCUGGACUUCUUUUUACCUCAAAGUGCCAAACUAAACUUUAAUUAAAACUUUUCCUGCGCAUGAUGUACACAAUUACAAGAGGUCCCAGCAAACUGGUCACCCAGCGACGGACAGGGCCUACUCAGCAGCUCGACAACCAAAUAAACGACUUCAAGCACAAACAAACUUCCUGGAGUAUGCCUGACCUUCCUGCACCCAAGAUAGUUUUCAACCGUCCAAACGGGAGAAAGUACCACCACCCUGCUCCGGCUCUCCCUGCAGACAACCAGCAGGAAGAGAGCUUCACGCCCGCGCACAAGGAAAACGUCAAAUUUGUCUAUGAUGCCUGGCAGGAGAUGGUGCAGCAGGAGGGGGGGUCAAAGGAGACCCAGGGAGCAGUCCACUAUGAAGAACCUACUCCUAACCCACACGUGCACAACUUUGUGCCCAUAGAUCUUGAUGAAUGGUGGGCCAAGCGUUUCCUAGCCAAUAUAGACAAGUUAUCCUGAACCUUCUGGGAUUUAUGGAUCUUGACGGAUCAUCAGGUGAGACCUGAAGCAGGACGGCUCACAGAGGAGAGGAGGCCUGGGCUUGAGGUGUGAUGGGUUGAAAUGCCCUGAUGUGGUUCAAAAUGGACGGACAGCGCUGGGACGCUUACAUAAAAACCAGAGAAUCACUUCACUUGAACUCUAGCCAGCUGACUGCGACAGACUGCACACUUGAGGACGCCAUCCUGGAGUUGAGGUUUCUCUCAUCUUUCUACCCUCACAAUAGAAAUGUCAUGUGACUUGCAUUAAAAUCAUAUUUUCAA